Messenger RNA from Lingula anatina, 1191 nucleotides. RefSeq names its product carbohydrate sulfotransferase 9-like. Gene Ontology annotation, biological process: carbohydrate biosynthetic process. NCBI's taxonomy places the organism in Eukaryota, Metazoa, Brachiopoda, Lingulata, Lingulida, Lingulidae. The record is from RefSeq and is a predicted model, not a curated record. Gene Ontology annotation, molecular function: sulfotransferase activity. Gene Ontology annotation, cellular component: membrane.
AUGGUGCAGAUUCGCAACGACAAAAUCAAGAAAACUGUGAAGCAAACCUUCCGCAACAUUAGUGAAACUAGUGAAGCCAAUCUACAAGACACAGCGUUUCCGGGGAAUGCCAAAGCUAGCAGGAGAAAAACUGAAGCAACAUGGAAUAUCUCAAAAACCACGAGUUCACCAAAAACAAGGACCACUUUCUUGCCAAAAACAACAAUAUCAGAGGAGGCAGAGACGCUGAAAAUUUGUAAACCGAGAGGACUCACAGAAAAACUACUCAUGGAGAAAGAGCCAAAGAUGAUUCCACCCAGGAUGAACGCUUCAUCGGUUAAUACAUCGUGGGCAGAGAAUAUUAUAAAACGGAAAGAAUUCAUACGCCGCAAAUGUGCUGAACACAACAUCAAAACAAACCCACUACCAGCAGGGGAACGUUUGCAUCUGUUUUGGGUCGAUGACCACCACAAGUUCAUCUUCUGUGAAAUUCCCAAAGCUGGCUGCACAAACUGGAAAAGAAUCAUGCUUCUGAUGACGUGCAACUACAACAGGUCUUACAUAUGGUCCCUGAGUAAGAUUGGAGUUCACGAAGGAUUGUCCAACAAAGUGUUGAAAAGAUUAAAAUCAUUUACACGCAGAUCAGACAGUGACGCCAGACUGAAAAGCUACACUAAAGUUUUUAUCACGAGACAUCCAUUCGAGAGACUGGUCUCAUUUUUUCGAGAAAAACUCGAUAAAGCAAAAAAUGAAUACUAUAUUUAUCAUCCGUUUAUUGCUGGUUACGUUUUACGUUCCAUACACAAGAGGCCUAAUGUGACAGAUGCAAUGAUUAUGGAACAUAACGUAACAUUCCCAGAAUAUAUCCAGUUUGUGAUAAAUACCAAAAAGCAUCCUGAUGUCCAUUGGGGUAUUCAGCAUUCCUUGUGCCACCCCUGCAGCGUCGACUAUGACGUCAUAGGAAGAUACGAAACCAUCGUUGAGGAUUCCAACAAUCUUUUGAAAAUGUUAGGGAUUGACGAAAUCACCUAUCCGCAGUCAGACAAUGUUGACUUUGCAAAAUACAAGACCAAGGAUUUGGUCUCCAAACAUUUCACCACUCUUAAACCUUGGAUGAUCAAAGAGCUGCAGACUAUGUAUAAAACUGAUGCAGACAUAUUAGGUUAUGAUCUUGAUUUAAAGUUAGAAUUAUCUGUUAUGGUCGGAGACUGA